This is a messenger RNA of Prunus armeniaca (apricot), 1599 nucleotides long. The record is from the annotation of a GenBank genome assembly. NCBI's taxonomy places the organism in Eukaryota, Viridiplantae, Streptophyta, Magnoliopsida, Rosales, Rosaceae.
AUGAGCCCAGAACUCAUAGCUGCACUGAAAAAUGACUGGAAAGCGGCAAAAAAAAUCAUAGAUAAAGAGCCGUCUAUAGUGCGUGCCAAUAUCGCACAGGGAUCGUAUACUGCACUUCAUGUUGCAGCAGGAGCAGGACAUGUUCGCUUUGUGGAUAAGUUGAUGGGUAGGAUGGAGUUAAAUGACUUGAGACUGUUAGACGAAAGAGGAAAUACUGCUUUUUGUGUAGCUGCUGCCGUUGGAAACGUUAAAAUUGCUAAAAUUAUGAUGCGAAGGGAUCCAGGGCUGCCAAAACAACGGGGUUUUGAAGGACAUACGCCACUCUAUAUUGCUGCUUUGUUUGGACAUCAAAAGAUGGUGUCGUAUCUAUAUUCUGAACCCACAUAUAGAGAUUCACAAGAAGAUCUGCCCAGGCUAUUUUUCACAAGCAUAGAUAGUGGUCUCUACGGUUUAGCCUCAGAAUUGCUAGAAGAUCAUCCAGAUUUUGCUUUAAAACGUGAUCGUAAUAGAAAGACAGCCUUGCAUUUAUUGGCCCAAAAGCCAAAGCCUUCAUCAUAUCCACGGGGAAGUCCAGGAAUAUGUGCGAGCUUCAAAAGAUAUAAAAAUCCAGAACAAGCUUUAGUCAAACAACUCUGGCUUGAAGUUGCAAGACAUGGAAAGGAAAAGCUAAUUGAUGUACUAACAAGUCCUUCGCAUCUAUUGUUUGACGCAAUGGAAAUAGGAAAUUGCGAGUUUGUAGCUCAGCUUAUUUACGAGUGUCCUGGUCUGGUAUGGGAAAGAAAUAGAAAAGGAUGGACCAUAAUACAUGCAGCAGUUUGGCAUCGUCAUGAGACUAUCUUUAGUUUAAUAUAUGAGGUAGGCAUUGUCAAGAAUGUGAUAGCUACCUUUAAAGACAAGGAAGAUGGGAGCACUUUACUUCAUUUAGCUGCAAGAUCAGCUCCGGUUAGUCAGCUGAACAGACUAGCUGGAGCAGGUUUUCAAAUACGACGUGAAUUAUUAUGGUUUGAGGAGGUGAAAAAGAUUGUUCAACCUUCUUAUAUACAGAUGAAAAAUUCAAAAGGCGAAACACCUCAAGAAUUAUUCACUUCUGAACAUGCAACGCUGUUAAAAGAUGGACAGACCUGGAUGAACGGGACAGCACAAUCAUGUACAAUCGUAUCAACCCUCAUCGCUAGUGCUUUAUUUGCGGCAGAAGUUACUGUUAUUAUGGGAAAUCAUCCAGUUAAAACGGCCCCGUUUCGAAUUUUCAUCAUUUCAGAUGCAAUAGCAUUUUUGUUGGCCUUAGCUGCAACGUUAACGUUCUCGGCCAUCCUCACCUCACGCUAUGCUGAAAGAGAUUUUCUUAGUGCCUUAUCAUGGCGGUUGAAAAUGGGACUCGCAUUGCUCUUCUUUUCUAUUACAGCCAUGAUGAUUACAUUUAGCUCGGCUUUUUUUAUUGCUUACUGUGGUAAGGACGUCUUCUCUAUUCUCGUAACUGGAUGUGCAGGUGUGCCAGUGCUUUUAUAUGUUUUCCUGCAGUUUCCCCUUCUCAAGGACAUAUUUGCAUCCACGUUCUCUUGCACGUCUAUAUUUAAACAAAGUGAACCCGUGCUACUUUAA